AUGGCCACCAACUAUAAUUCGCGUGUGGAGGCAGAAAUUGGCUCCGAAACACCACCGCCCAGGACAGAGCAUGUCGGUGUUAAAGAACAAAAUCUCGUUAAGCUACUGUCGAGACAGAGAAGGACGUUGAGAGGGAUGCUCAAGGCAGGAAUGAGGAUGCAGUCAAAUGUACUGGAGGCAACUAGAGCUGCGUUCAGAGAGGAACUCGAAGCGAGCCUGCGUUCAAAGUACAAAUUGGCUGCUAUUAAUAAAGAACUGGAGGAAACCAAGAAUUUCAUUCACGAGCUCGGCGCAACUGAAGAAAAGUUGGAGGCGGCCAAAUGGAAGUUGAAGGAUGUGAUGAAGGAGCUCGACGGAACUAAGAAGGAAGAGAAAAUCAAUUCCGCAAAACGAGAGGGAACGAAGAGGGCAGGCCCGGCCAAGGUGGAGGAGAGAGACAAAACAAAGACUGAAAAGCCAAAGGACCGGGGAAAGCUCUCUCAGGAAGAGGCUGAGAAGCAAGCUACAACCUGCAAGAUUGGGCGAGAAAGUAAAGGAAUUCAACAUGACGACUCAAGCUGA
This is a messenger RNA of Hyaloscypha bicolor E, 561 nucleotides long. RefSeq lists its product as uncharacterized. The transcript is spliced from 4 exons. The record is from RefSeq and is a predicted model, not a curated record. The coding region runs from base 1 to 561 and encodes 186 amino acids. NCBI's taxonomy places the organism in Eukaryota, Fungi, Ascomycota, Leotiomycetes, Helotiales, Hyaloscyphaceae.